UAUGAUAUAUCUAAAAAUUCAAUUGUGUUUUGGAAUUCAAUUAAUGUUCUGAAUUUAUUAAAUUGUUUUUAGUUAGAUAGCAAAUAAUAUUUUGUUUCGUGAUCAUAAAGUGUAUUAAUUUUGCUUAUAAUAUUGUUUAAGCGUAUUAAUUAAGCUUUGAUAGAUAUUGUACAAAACAAUCGUAAAUUGUACAUAUUUUGUUAGUGUGAUAAUUACAGUUUUUUGCAAUGCCUUUACAAAUUGCAAUAUGAAUAUCUAAAUAAAUAAGUUAUGGCUUAUGACUUAAGUCUAUUUUAAUUUUAAGAGAGUCAAAAUUUUUUGAAAAGAACAUUAUGGAGAAGAAAACCAAUGAAAAUACUAAUGACUUAGAAAAUGAAAUACCGCUAACUGCAAUAGUAAAUAAUAAACAUAUAGAACAGACUAAAACAAUCGCAGCUAAAAAUAGGUGUCAAAAUGAAUUUAAAACAAACCCUGAGUUAUCUAUAGAUAUGAAAUAUGUUUGUCGAAUAUGCCUAAUGGCUGAAAAUAAUAUGAUUUCACUGAUGUCUACAGUUGGAUGUGAUUUGUUAGCUGAUAUAUUCACUUCUAUUUCUUCCAUAAAAGUUUCUUCUGACGAAAGCCUUCCAUUACAAAUAUGUGCUUCAUGUCAAGGUGAUAUCUUACAUUGCUAUAACUUCAAGUUAAAAUGCAACAAGACAAAUAACAUUUUAAGGUCCUUAUUAAAAGAAAAAUGUAAUAGUAACAUAAGUAGCUACGAUACUGGCCCUUCAGAUAAGGUGGAUCAGAAAACACUGGCAAUGUUUAAUGAUGUUAGACAAAUAAACCAUAUGCAACAUAAUGAAAUUAGAAUUAUAAAAGAAGAAACUUUUUUUAAAGAAGAGGAGGAGGAUGUGAAAAAAGAAAUAAAUGAGGACCAUGAAGAAAUUGAAUAUUUGGAGGAUGACAUAUUUUAUGAUAAUGAUGCUGACAACAAUGAAGGUGAUAGAAGAAGUGAGGAAAGACUUGAAUUAGCAGAUAGAAAAAAAAAUGUCAAUCAAAAAAGCUUUACAGCAAAAAAGAAACGAUUUAAUUGCAACAAAUGUUUUAAGAAUUUCCUAAAAUCAAAGACAUUGAGAACACACAUUCAGCAGUGUCAUAGCAGCAAAACAAUUACACCAUUUGCUUGUGGACAGUGCAAAGAUUCCUUUAAUUCUCAAGAAGAUCUCCACAUACAUUCGGCAUUGCAUGUAAAGGGUAACCACUGGACAUGCAAUAAAUGUUUUAAGGACUUUACAGAACGUAACAGAUUCAGACGUCACAUCCGGCGUCACAUGGAGACGAAGCGGUACCCGUGCGAGACCUGCGACAAAACGUUCUCGGAGCUGUGCGCUCUGCGUCGCCACGCGCGCGUGCACACCGGGGAGAAGGUCGAGAAGAAGUAUCGUUGCGAUAUAUGCGACAAAAGACGGGUGCGGGUAAUAGUGCGGCGGCGCUCGCGCAGGUUCUGCGACAGCAGCCAGCUGGCGGCGCACUCGGCGCGCCACACGGGCGUGCGGCCGUGCGCGUGCGAGUGCGGGAAGGCCUUCCCCUCGCGCCGCCUGCUGGCCUCGCACCGCCUCGUGCACUCCGACCUCAAGCGCUUCGCGUGCGACUACUGCGACAAGCGAUUCCGUCACGAGUCGACACGAAACACACACCACCGCACCCAUACGGGGGAGAAGCCUUACAUCUGCUCGAUUUGCGGCAAGACAUUCAUACAGAGCUCCAACCUCAAGCUACACAUGCGCACUCAUACGGGUGAAAGACCGUACACGUGUGACGUUUGCGGGCGGAAGUUUACUUCUGGCUCCUCAUUGACUUGCCACCGUCGCACGCACACCGGGGAGAAACCCUACAGUUGCCAUAUUUGCGGAAAAAGGUUUGCUAGGACAGAUAUUCGCACACACAUGCGCCAGCACACCGGCGAACGGCCUUUCGCUUGCUUCGUUUGUCCCAAGAAGUUUAUCAAUGCUGCACGACUACGUGACCACUAUCUCAUACAUACGGGUGAAAAACCCUACGAAUGCGCUAUUUGUAACGAGAAAUUCAAAAAGAAAAGUUAUUUGGCGAAACAUCUCAGAAGCCAUGAUAAAGAGAAAAAAGUAAAACAGAAAAAGAUUGUAAUUGUCCAACAAUUACCUUUCGUGAUGGAUAAUAAUUUAAUUUAUGCAGAAAAUGGAACUAAUGACAUUGCUAUAAAAGAAACAACAGAAUCGAAUGUUGACAAUGAAUAUGAGAAUAAGGAAGUUACUUUGGUUACAGAAGAAGUUCCUUUGGAAGUAUCCGGAGAGCUUGUAUUACAAGAUGACAGUAAUGUGAAGGCGGACCUCGUAGUGGUCAAUGUUGGACAUAAUAAUAUAAAUUACGAAGAGGGAGACAUAUGUUUAAAUACAAACAAUAUCAAUUUUGAAAAUGAUCCAAAUACACAUAAUGGUAGUUUGGUGACUGUGAAUGAAGGCGAGAUGAAUAUAUCGGAGUCCACUUCGGUCUUGGAGGGAAGUGCAGUGAAAUUAUACCAGUUAGACCAAAGUUUAGUGCAAAUACAUACGUCUGGCCGACAUAUCACUAUCCAAAAAAUUACUAGUAAAAUGACUACGAACUUUAAUUAAAAAGUAUUUAUCAAAAAAAUGAUAUGCAUGAAUCACUUUAAUAAUUUUUAAUUAUCAAAAUAUUUGUUUUGUUACUUAAUGUAAAAUUUACUAUCAAAAUUGGAUCGGAACUAUAGUCAUUAUUAAAAUAUAUAUUAUUCAAGAAUAUUCCUUAAUUAUAUUGUAGAGCCAGAUUUGAAUAAAUUGAAUUUUAUAAUCAAAUUUAGAUUUUAAUUUUGUAAUUCACUCGUUCUAAACUUAAAUUUAGUCAAAUUUUAUUAACGAAAAAUAUUAAAAAAAACUUAAUAUUAUUAGAAAUUCUUAAAAUUACUUAGUAAGAUAAACCGUAGAUUACAUGUUAAUUGAAAUAUCACUAUCUAAAUUCUUAAAAACUUUCACUAUAAAAAUCUUUUGUAUAGAAGAAGGUUUUAGCUCUUGCUCUUUAGCUUCUUGUUAAACAUUAUUAGAACGGUCUUAACUUACUAUGUCUGCAAUUGGGUAUUAUUUAAUGGUUAUGUAGAACUAGAUAAUACUGUAAUGUAAAUAUUUAUUUAUUUUCUGUCUGGGUUUUUUCGUUCGAAAUUUGCUUGUGUCAAUUUUUUUUAAAGCAUUAUAUAUACUUGUUGUAUAACAUCAAUACAUAACCUUUAUACUAUUUUUAUCUGGUAUCUUAUCACAAUCUUAAAUAAAUCUCCAGUGUUCGCCUUUUUAAAGCGGUAGAUCAAUACGGAUUAUAAGCCUUUUUUAUAUAUUUGCUGGAAAGGCAAACGUUUCCACGUUCCACCUGUUGGAAAGUGGUAGUAGAGUCCAAACGCGACGACGACCAGUACAGUCGGGAAGAAUGUUCUACACUAGCCCCCGCCUUGUCGGCCCGCAAGAUGCCUCUUCACGCCUCGUUUGAAGGAACCCGAGUAGUAAAAGGAGGGGAACACGUGAGCUGGUAAAGAAUUCCAUUUUUUGGAAGUGCGACAAAGAAAGGAGUUGCCAAAUUUCUUUGUGCGCGAUGGAAUUGAUGUCACAGUUAGGCGGUGUCAUCGAGAGCCAGCACGCGUAGAUUUAUGAAGGAAGGGGGAAGCAGGAAUUAGAGAGAAUAAUUCCUCAGAGCACUCGCCGUGAUACAGUCGAUAGACAGCGCUCAGCGCUGCUAUAUCUCGACGCAAUUGUAAAGGCUCGAGGGUGUUUGUCGAAAUAGUAAAACUGCAAAUUUUAUCCGUAUACAACUAGAUAUUGUCCUAAUUUUAGAUAUGUAACCCAUUCUAUGAUAUUAUAUUAUAUAUUCAUUUUGAAGCUUAAAUUUAUUAAAAAUUAAAUUGCCUUAAAUUUUUAA
This is a messenger RNA of Nymphalis io (European peacock), 3933 nucleotides long. RefSeq names its product zinc finger protein 436-like. The transcript is spliced from 13 exons. The record is from RefSeq and is a predicted model, not a curated record. Gene Ontology annotation, molecular function: zinc ion binding. Gene Ontology annotation, cellular component: nucleus. NCBI's taxonomy places the organism in Eukaryota, Metazoa, Arthropoda, Insecta, Lepidoptera, Nymphalidae. The coding region runs from base 333 to 2627 and encodes 764 amino acids.